Ectocarpus sp. CCAP 1310/34 is the source of this 441-nucleotide messenger RNA. The record is from the annotation of a GenBank genome assembly. NCBI's taxonomy places the organism in Eukaryota, Phaeophyceae, Ectocarpales, Ectocarpaceae.
UCCUGUGGAUUUUCAGUAUACAGCUAUCCUUACUCAACGCGUCAAUGCGUCCGGCAAUCUCCAACACAAAUCAACCUGUCAGGUUUCAGUUUGCAGCUUUCGUCACUCAAUGCGCCUAUGUGUCCGGCAGUCGCAAACGUCACUCAACCCGUUAGGUCUCAAUAUGCAGCUAUCCUCACUCGAGGCGUCAAUGUGUCUGGCACUAUCCAACGUCACUCAACUCGUGAGGUUUCAGUAUGUAGCUAUCCCCACGCAGCGCGUCUACGUGUCUGUCAAACUCAACAACCAAUGCAUCUGUGAGCUUUCAGUAUGUAGCUAUCUUCACUCAACACGUCUAUGUGUCCGACAAUCUCCAAUACAAAUCACCCUGUGAGGUUUCAGUAUGUGUCUUUCCUCACUCAAAGCGUCUAUGUGUCCGGCACUAUCCAACAUCAAGCGCGU